AGAGGCCCCGGCCGUUAUCUCGCAUUCCUGGCCGGGGUGGCCGUGCCUCACCGGGCUAAUUAUGGGCAUGCGGCGGCGGGCGCACGGCCGGCCCCCUCCCCUGGGGACCUGGGCGCUGGGGACAGGGGCUUGGUGGCACCGGCACGGUGACAUGGCCUCGCUCAGCUCGGCCGCCACGUACCGCGCCGAGCGCAUCAGCACCUACAGCCAGGGGCACCCAGAGCCCCGCUUCGAGGGGGAGCGGUACUGCUACGACGCCUUCGGGUACCCAGGGUCCCCGGGGGCCAUGUACCCCUGCAGCCUAGGCCCCUGGGUGCGGGCCCAGGGGGACACCUACCAGGUGGUGGCCGACGUCAGCCAGUAUGAGCCCCCCGACAUCGUGGUGACCACCUCCAACGGCCACGUCGCCAUCCGGGCCGAGAAGGUGGCUGAGGACGGCACCGUGUGUGACACUUUCACCCACCAGUGUCGGCUGCCUGAGGACACGGACCCGCUGUCGGUGAGCUGUGCCCUCACCGAGGCCGGCAUGCUGCUCAUCACUGCCCGGCGCCGCACUGGCACCCGCCCCGGUGAGCCCCCGCAGCCGCUGUACCGUAGCGAGGCCACGCUGGGAGCAGGACCAGUGAGAGGACAGUGAUGGCAACCCUGGGCCAUGCCGGGGGGAGGCUUGGCCAGUGCCAAUGUGCUGUGGUGUGGUUGCUCUGUUUAUAAAGUCCUUUUAUUAAAUUAAUAUAAAAAUC
This is a messenger RNA of Anas platyrhynchos (mallard), 740 nucleotides long. RefSeq names its product heat shock protein beta-7-like. NCBI's taxonomy places the organism in Eukaryota, Metazoa, Chordata, Aves, Anseriformes, Anatidae. The record is from RefSeq and is a predicted model, not a curated record.